CGACCGAUAGGUUGAGAUUUCUUAAUACGGCAGGAAGUUUGGACCUCCUCGGCUGCCGUUAUUUUAUAACCUUUCCCCUUUGUUAUAGGUUUUUAAAACACAUAAUGCUAAUUGAACUUUUAUGUUAAAUGUAUGCUGCCUCUCACCUGAUGCCUUUGCUCCAGCACUAACUGGCUUCCCAGAAGGUCCUCGCCAUGUUCACCGCCACUUCCGGCUCCAGCGGCCUUUAUAAGGCUCCUUUGACUAAAAGCUUGCUGCUUGUGCCUACAAUUCUUGCCUUUCUAUUAGUUGUGUUACUUCCUCAGUAUCAGAACUUUUUUGUAUAUGAUCUUCAGCUGGUCAUCCAUGAUCUACGGAUAUGGAGGCUAAUAUCCAGUCGGCUAAUUUAUUUGGAUGUAAAAGAUGCAUUCUGUGGUAGUCUACUAAUCUACAACUUCCGAGUAUUUGAAAGAAGAUAUGGCAGCAAAAAAUAUGCGUCAUUUUUAUUUGGCAUGUGGAUUCUAUCUGCUGUGUUCGAGUUACUGCUAACUGAAGCAAUGUUCUAUGUGUUUCACAUCAAUAUGGAUUUCUUACCUGCUGGUUUCUUGGCUCCCAUUUUUGCAUUCUUUGUGCCGUUCUACCACUCCAUUCCAAGGAUACAAGUCACUCAAGUUCUGGGACAAUUUGCAGUAACCAACAAGUCCUUGGUCUAUUUAAUUGGCCUUCAGCUUCUGUUAUCAAGUCCAUUCAUGUGGAUAAUUGCACUUAGUGGACUGAUCUCUGGAAUGUUUUACUUCUAUAAUAUGUUUCAAAUCCAGAAUAUAAUUUUUAUACCAAGCUGGCUGGCCCGAACCUCUUCAUUCAUUCUUGAACCACUUUUCUCAUCUGCUGAACCAACCCAUGAAUCUUCUGUGGGCAUGGGUGCCACAUUGGACAUUCAAAGACAGCAAAGGAUGGAUUUGCUUGACCAGCAAAUGUUAAUUUCACAGUUUUCUCAAGCAAGGAGAAGAGAAAGGCAGCAGGGUGGGUUUGCACAAUGGAACAGAUUUCUGUUCCCUCUUCAAAGGAGAAGGAAUCUUGCCACAUUGUCUCCCCCACUAUCAGCACAAAACAACCCUUCAGGGGUGUCAGAGGACCAGGUGGCUCGACUUAUGGAGAUGGGCUUUUCAAGACAAGAUGCCCUGGAAGCCUUGCAGGCGUCAAACAAUGACAUUAACAUGGCCACUAACUUUCUUUUGCAACACUGACUCCUGUUCAGGGCCCAGUGUGGAGGACUACAGGGAAUCGAGUCACAGUGUGAGGGUUUGCCAUUACAUAUGGACACUGAAGGAGCUUGUCUUUGGGCUUGUGCAGUCAGAAUUGAAGGGCUUUUUUCUUCUUGAUUUGCUUCAAAGCAGUGUAAAGGGCAUCAUUCUUGAGGAAUUUGCAAAUACUUUGUUCAGUCAGCGUCUGAAAAAGUUAUGCAUCGGUUUUUCCCUUUCUAUUUCUAAAAGAAUUGUUACAAAGUUUGACACCUUGGAAAUGGGGUUUAUUUGAAACAUCAGGCGAAACGAAGCCUUAGUGCUGCUUAAAAAUGUGUUAGUUUGUCACUAACCUAAAAAAAUGGUGUGAAUUUACUUACAAAAUUCUUAAUUUCUCCUUUUCUAUGUGUUUCCUAUCAUGUUAUUAUAGAGAAUGUUUAGAGCUUUAUUUAUUCACUUUGAAAAUGUUGUGAAACUGAAGUUUUAUCUUAUUACUUGUAUACAGUAAUUGCUAUAAUGUAAGAAGUCCAAAAUUAUGAGAGGUAAAACGUAUUUAUAUUUUUUAAGUGUGCAUUUAGAGCUCCAUUUGUUUUCAAGCCUUAUCAGGUUUUUAGCAGCACAAAGAAAAGGUAUACUUUAUUAAACAACAAGGUUGAAACAUGUGGAAGGAUUAGAGUUGACAGCAUAAAAAGUAUUUUUUUUAAUCAAGAAAAAAAAUCUUAAAAUGUCAUUGACACAUUUUGUUUGCCUUUAUAGCAGCUGAAGAUAGUCCUCUGCAUAUCUAUUAAGUACCCUAUACUGUUCAGGGGCUUCUUGCACUUAUGUCUCUGUUUCCUUCACUACUGAAUAACUGAACAUUUAAUCAUGCUGAGUAAGAUUAAUUGAAAGACAAUGACAAUGUCUCUAUUGCAGAUACAGUAAAACUGAUUGUCACCCUGAGGGCACUGAAUUCUGCCUGCAGGACGGUAUGUUUGAGAUGGCUAAGGUGUCAAUGCCACCUGAAGUAUAGAUUAUUAAAGCAAUUAAAAUCAUGUAUUAAUUAUAAUAAUGAAAGAUGAAGUUCAUUGUAUUUUAUCAUUCAAUUUUUUAUAUGAUCUGUCUUCAUAUUGAUUAAUAUUUCUGUUUUAAAUGAUAAAGAAUUUAAAUCUGGAGAAAGUGUUUCAUUUUACUCUAUUUACUCUUUGUUUAUAUGAAGUUUAUACAUUCAACCUAAUCACAAGCCGGAAAAGAGAUUGUGGUGUUGCUUGUGCAACUUCAUCAAUUUGUUUUGCAGAUAAGGUGAAUGUGUAACAAAGGCAUUGCGAGUGCGUCAUAUAGGGUUAACCCCCUCAGGAACAAAUUUAAAACAUCUCCUUAUUCUAGACCCAGGUCAAGAAACUACAUGUUUCUGAGAAAAGCAAGAGAGGGGCAAAAGCAGACAAAUGGGUCUCAAAAUAAUUAUAACAUACAAAUAAAAUGUCCAUUGCCCUGCUGUAUAAACAGAACACACACAUAAAGCUGUGUAAUGUGAUGACACAUAAUGCGUAUGACCCUUUACUCAGAGUAGUACCAUUUUCUUUAAGUGCAUGAGUGAUGUCUUUCUUUAGAGCAGUUGUGAAAAUUUCUACUUUGUUAAAUGCUUGAAUAAAACCUACCUCUUACAGUUAA
Messenger RNA from Polypterus senegalus (gray bichir), 2867 nucleotides. RefSeq names its product UBA domain containing 2 (gene ubac2). The coding region runs from base 195 to 1226 and encodes 343 amino acids. The record is from RefSeq and is a predicted model, not a curated record. NCBI's taxonomy places the organism in Eukaryota, Metazoa, Chordata, Cladistia, Polypteriformes, Polypteridae. The transcript has 9 exons. Gene Ontology annotation, molecular function: serine-type endopeptidase activity; protein binding.